Molecule: messenger RNA, 441 nt
Organism: Penicillium angulare
Lineage: Eukaryota; Fungi; Ascomycota; Eurotiomycetes; Eurotiales; Aspergillaceae
Exons: 1
Coding region: 1-441 (146 amino acids)
Source: RefSeq, a predicted model, not a curated record
AUGCUGGACUACCUGUAUACAGGUGACUACUCGGAAUCACCUAGCGACGGAUUACAAGAUAAAUUACCAAAGUCAACAAUAUCCGGCUUUCGAUUUCAUGCACAAUUGUUCACUUCGGGUGACAAGUUUUGUAUUCCGCUGCUCUGUGAGAUCGCAAAAACAAGAUAUUGCGAUAAAGCAAAGAGUCCUUUCAACCCUUCGGAAUACUUGGACUCAAUACCCGAUAUCUUCUUCUCGCCACUGAAUCACAACGAUAAUCUCAAGAAGAUGGCUGCUCACAUCAUGAGAGAUACCGUUGGUUCUCACCUAACAAGUCCGUUGGUAUGCUCGAAAUACGAUGAUGUUGCCGCUCAGUCGUCCAGUUUUGUGAAAGAAACCCUCGAUAUCUGUCUCACCUCGAAUCUUGUCGCAUGGAAUUGUGGUACAUGUGAAUAUGUUUGA